AUGGCCAAACUCAUUGCCCUCGUUUUGACUUUCCUCGCCACUCUCGCCUAUUCUACACCCAUCGAUGCUCGGCAUGGCGGCGGCCACGGCGGGAGUGGCUGUGGACCAAAACUGCCUCGCGACGGCAAGUGCUGGAAGGAAGCCCUCGGCCUGCGCUGGACAGUUCACGGUUUUGAUUACCAUGCCUCAUACACCUUUACCAACCCAGCGCACCAAAACUCGUGGGGAUAUGUCAACUUCAACCUGACCAGCAAUGUUGUCCCAUACACUGCCGUUUGUUCUGCCUCCAGCAGCCAGCUCUCCAACUUUUUCUACGGAACCGUCGACUAUUCCUGUAGUCUGCCCGCCGAUGCGCCCGCUGGCGCCUCGGUUACGUUCCGUUAUAGUAGCCCAUCCGGUAAACUCGAGAUCAAGGAGUCCUUCCUUUGCAACGAGGGAAAGGCGACAGGAACGUUUGUGGUGACGGGCUCGAGUGAUCUCACUCUGACAUGCACGGAUACGACCACGGUGACCCCAGAUUGGAAACCCGGGCAGAUAUAUAGCCAGCGUGUCAUUGCAUGCGAACCAGUUGAUGUGACCUUCCAGCCUGCUCAGGUUGUUGGGUAA
Molecule: messenger RNA, 606 nt
Organism: Chaetomium globosum CBS 148.51
Lineage: Eukaryota; Fungi; Ascomycota; Sordariomycetes; Sordariales; Chaetomiaceae
Exons: 2
Coding region: 1-606 (201 amino acids)
Source: RefSeq, a predicted model, not a curated record